Anopheles bellator is the source of this 1354-nucleotide messenger RNA. RefSeq lists its product as uncharacterized. The record is from RefSeq and is a predicted model, not a curated record. The annotation marks the transcript as partial. The transcript has a single exon. Lineage: Eukaryota; Metazoa; Arthropoda; Insecta; Diptera; Culicidae.
CAUAUCAAAAGCCGUCUUAUGCGAUACAUCAAAUUUGGAGGCAUGCUGGAGGCGAUCUCCCACCGAACGGGGAUUCCGCGUGGUGAGCUCGUGAAAGGCGGCGGUAGUCAAUAUCAGGAUCAAACCAGUGGCCAUGGACGAAGGUUUCACGCGGCGCACGUUAUCCGGGUUGGUGCUAUCGAUGAGCGGUUAAGAGAGAAAAACGUUUCUCUUUACAAGGCCUUGGCCAACUUCAUCGGCCACACGCAAGUGGUGCCAAUGGAGGCAAACCAAUGGAGUGGCAUCGGGGGCAAGAUUGACCGUUUCCAGUCGAACCAUUUGGAGCACCUGGCAAGGAUUACCUUUAACGCUUUGUAUGACGAUGCCAACGAAAAGACGAUGACCGAUUUGGUGACGCUAAUGGAUCAGUUGAUUGACAGUUUUGGAGAUAUCCCAACAAUUGGCACGGAUUUUCCGAAGACUGUCGAAGAAUGGUUGGACACUCCGGAAGAGCUACAUGGAUAUGCAGGGCUCGGAUAUAAUAUGGUGAUGAGUGGUUUCUUUGAAACAACCUACCUUGACUCUACUGCCGAUCCGGCCAAGCAGCAAGGCAUGGAAUCCGCGGAACACAGUAGUCACUACAACAAACGUGUACGUGAUCCUAAUCGGCAUAUCUCGACGCGCCUGGUCCGGUACUUCUCCUUCGGUGGCAUACUGCAGGCGAUGGCCGAAGAAACAAAGCUUCCCUCUGCAGAACUCGUCCAAUGGAGAUCAAGUGAAUCGAACGAUGCCUUGGAACCAGCCCAGAGAAGGUUCAAAGUUCUUAACGUUGCCACGAUCAACCAGGGUUUGAAAGUAACAAAUGAGGCACUAUUCGAAACGUUGACCAAUUACAUUGACCACGAUGAUAACAUGAUCCAUAUGGCAAAUGUUUGGCAUGCAGUUAGUAGUGAAAUUGAUCAGUUUCAUGUUAACAAUGCAGAGCAAUUGCUCCAGAUUGAUUUCACUGGCAUAUUUGAACCAACGAACCGUCCCAAGGUUAUGGAUUUGUUAGAUGGGUUUCGUAAUUUAAUUAUAAAUUAUGUACAAUCUGAAGCUCGCAGUGAAGCAGACCAAAACGAACUGGAUGAGGGUAAGAUUGACGUGUGGUCGGCCGGAGCUGAGAUGUUGUUCGAGACGGGCAAAGCUGGGUACAACAUGGUCAAGGAUGGAGCCUUCAAUAGUCGGUACGCGAAGGCUUAGAUCAUGAUGCACCGCGCGAACCACGUGAUAACGAAUUCCUCGAUUUUAACCACGGUGUUAUUUAAAAAAUGGACCAAUGACGGAGCCACAUUAGUAGACCCAAGUUCAACCACAAACGAUGAACUUUUUUUAU